CCAUGCCGAGCAGAAGUACGAAAUAAAAUUGGGAUCGGUGUGAGAUACGGGAAACAACUGUGGCAACAGAACCGAAAUCUUUGGGCAAAUAUUUGCCAAUUAAAACGGCGCGUGUGUGUGAAGUCUGUGAAGUGAAGUGAAAUUGGCCAAGACCGAAUAAUACAACCAGCCAUGUCCGAGUUUGUGCGGCAACAUGGCGAAUAUGUGUGGGUGAAGCCGCAAAAUACCGCCAGUGAGUUUGCAGUGCCUUUUGGGGCACGUAUUGUGAGAACAGAGAAAACCCAGACCCUGGUUUGCGAUGAUCGGAACAAACAGUUCUGGGUGCCAGCCGGAGAUGUCCUCAAGGCCAUGCACAUUACCUCCCAGGAAGAUGUGGAAGAUAUGAUCACAUUGGGAGAUUUACAGGAGUACACUAUACUAAGGAACCUACAGAAUCGCUAUGCCAAGCAGUUAAUUUAUACCUAUACAGGCUCCAUGCUGGUGGCUAUCAAUCCCUACCAGAUCCUGCCCAUCUAUACCAAUCGGGAGAUCCAGUUGUAUAGGAACAAGGCUCUCUCCGAGCUGCCACCUCACAUAUUUGCCAUUAGCGACAAUGCCUUCCAAAGACUUCAACGCCUCAAGGAAAACCAAUGUGUGGUAAUCAGUGGAGAAUCGGGAGCUGGAAAGACGGAAAGCACCAAGCUGAUACUACAGUACCUGGCUGCAAUUAGUGGCAAGCACUCUUGGAUCGAACAGCAAAUAAUCGAAGCCAAUCCCAUUAUGGAGGCCUUUGGCAAUGCCAAGACUGUGCGCAAUGACAACUCAUCAAGGUUUGGCAAAUACAUAGAGAUUAGAUUCACACCUGCAGGUGCCAUCCAAGGAGCACGGAUUCAGCAGUAUCUGCUGGAGAAAUCCCGCAUUGUCUUCCAGAGUCGCGAUGAGCGCAAUUAUCACAUUUUCUACUGCAUGCUGGCAGGGCUUUCGGCACCGGAACGGGAGCGUCUUAAACUGCAAGAGCAGUCACCAAGUCAGUAUCAUUAUCUAUCCCAAGGAGGCUGCUUCACCCUGCCGGGUAGGGGUGAUGCCAAGGACUUUGCCGACAUCCGAGCAGCCAUGAAGGUGCUAUCCUUUAAGCCGGAGGAAGUGUGGAGUAUCCUCAGUCUAUUGGCUGCUAUUUUGCAUCUGGGUAACCUAAGAUUCACGGCCACUGAGGUGGCUAAUCUGGAGGCUGCCGAAAUAGAUGACACGCCGAAUCUGCAGAGAGUGGCCCAGUUGCUGGGCGUACCCUUGGCUCCUCUUAAUGCUGCCCUCACCCAGAGAACCAUUUUUGUGCAUGGUGAGCAUGUGACCACCAGUUUGUCCAAGGAGGCUGCCCUGGAGGGAAGAGAUGCCUUUGUAAAAUCUCUGUACGAUGGCAUUUUUGUGCGAAUUGUGCGAAGGAUCAACGAGACAAUAAAUAAGCAAGUGGAUCAGCCCAUGAACAGCAUCGGUGUCCUGGACAUCUUUGGCUUCGAGAACUUUGACAACAACAGCUUCGAGCAGCUGUGCAUUAACUAUGCAAAUGAGAAUCUACAGCAGUUCUUUGUGGGGCACAUUUUUAAGAUGGAGCAGGAUGAGUACCAGAACGAGCACAUUAAUUGGCAGCACAUCGAGUUCCAGGAUAAUCAGCAAAUCCUGGAUCUCAUUGGCGUGAAGCCCAUGAAUCUUAUGUCCCUAAUCGACGAGGAAUCCAAGUUUCCCAAGGGCACGGAUCAGACUUUGCUGGAAAAGCUGCAUGUCCAACAUGGCAAUCGCUCCAUAUAUGUCAAAGGAAAAACCACUCAAACCUCGCUGUUUGGAAUCCGUCAUUAUGCUGGUGUUGUUAUGUACAACCCCUUGGGUUUCCUGGAGAAGAAUCGUGACUCGUUCAGUGGUGAUCUGAGGAGUCUGGUGCAGCGUUCUGCGAACAAGUAUCUGGUGGAUAUCUUUCCCCAUGAAAUGCCCAUGGAUACGGCCAAAAAGCAGCCAACAUUGUGUGUCAAAUUCAGAAACUCGCUGGAUAUGCUAAUGCGAACCUUGUCACAGGCUCAUCCCUACUUUAUACGUUGCAUCAAGCCCAAUGAAUACAAGGAGCCAAAGAACUUUGACAAGGAGCUGUGUGUAAGGCAGUUGCGCUAUUCGGGAAUGAUGGAAACAGCUCGCAUUCGGAGGGCAGGCUAUCCCAUUCGUCAUGCCUACCGUGCCUUUGUGGAGAGAUACAGGCUACUGGUGCCUCCAGUGGGACCUCUGGAGAAGUGCGACUGCCGUCAGGUGGCCCGUCAAAUCUGUGAAGUUGCCCUGCCCGCUGACUCCGAUCGCCAGUUUGGCAAGACCAAGCUAUUCCUGCGGGACGAAGACGAUGCCAGUCUGGAGCUGCAACGAUCCCAGCUGAUGCAAUCGAUUGUAACCAUACAGCGGGGCAUUCGUAGAGUCCUCUUCAGGCGAUACCUGAAAAGAUAUCGCGAAGCCAUCAUCACCGUACAGAGAUACUGGCGUGGUCGCCUGCAGCGUCGUAAGUACCAGGUAAUGCGACAGGGCUUCCAUCGUCUGGGAGCCUGCAUAGCGGCCCAGCAGUUGACCACCAAGUUCACCAUGGUUCGGUGUAGAACCAUCAAGCUACAGGCCCUUAGUCGAGGCUACCUGGUGCGUCGUGAUUUCCAGCAAAGGUUAAUGGAGCGACGAAAGCAGCAGCAGCUCAAGAAGGAUGAGCUGCAGAAGCUGGCCAAGCAACGGGAAGCUGAGGAGCUACUGAGACUAAAGCAGCUCAAGGAGCAAAAGGAGCGUGAGCAGCGGGAUCUAGAGGAGAAGCGUCUUAAGGAGGAGCAGCGUCUCAAGGCAGAAGCAGCCACUCGCAGCUUGGCCAUGGCUGCAGUACAGCAGCCCAAGAGAGCCAGGUCCCUGAAGCAGGAGGCACCAAAAGCACCCACACUUCAGGCGCGCAUGUCCCUACCACCACCGCCCACCAAUGUGAUAGUUGCUGCUCCACUUGCUACCAGACCAGCCAGUGCCACCAAUGGUGCUCCAAGGAUCAACACUAUUCCCGAGAGCCCUGCCAUUGAUGUGGAAUCCUCGAAGCAAAUGGUGGAUGAGAUGUUCCGCUUCCUCAACGAUGAGCCCGAUGCUGUUUUGAGGAAACUCAAUAACGUUUCCUCUGGCGAUACCAUCCGGCUGCCCAAGCAGGCUCCCAAUAAUAUUGACACAUCCGACUUUAGCUAUUUGAAAUAUGCCUCGACAUACUUUUGCGGUGGCGCCACAGCUCAGCAUGAAAGGAAGCCCUUGAAGCAGUCUCUGCUGAAACAUGAACUUCCUGUAGAUGAAAUGGCCGCCAAGGCCAUUUGGCUUCAUGUCCUGCGCUUCAUGGGAGACUUUCCGGAUGUUCCUUCAUCUCCUACUUUUCACUCUCAUGAUAACGUGAACCUCAUGAUUGAUUUGUCACGUUUCCUGAAUACUUCCGGUUCCGCCAAACCUCGUUUAUUUGUACGACAAACCCUUAAACGUCCCGCCAAAUUGGUGGGCAGUAGUGAAAGGGAGGCCGAGGAGUUUUACCAGCAAUGGCUCAACAUUCCCAGCAGUCACCUGGAUAAGCUGCACUUUAUCAUAGGUCAUGGCAUACUCAAAGAGAGCUUGAGAGAUGAAAUCCUAGCCCAGAUAUGCAAGCAGUUGUACUUGAACCCAAGCCGAAGCUCCUAUUCCCGCGGAUGGUUACUCCUUUCCCUCUGCCUGAGCUGUUUUCCACCUAGCUCUGAUUUUGAGCCACAUUUGCGGAGUUUUAUGAAACAGGGAACAGCUCAGCUGCAGGCUGCUCCCUCAAUUCAACGCUUGGAGCGAACCCUGGUAAAUGGACCUCGCUGUCAGCCACCGUCCUUGUUCGAACUCCAAGCCAUACGAGGUCAUCAGCCCCUUAAGCUAGACAUUUACCUGAUGGAUGGACAGACAAGGAGACUACAGGUGGAUGCAGCCAGUACAGCUCGAGAGGCAGUGGAGCAGCUCUGUCAGGGAUUGGGACUCACUGACAUCUUUGGCUUUGGAUUGGUAAUGUCGCUGCAUGGGAAGCUUAUACCGUUGGGAGCUGGUCAGGAGCACAUACUAGAUGCAAUUUCCGAGUGUGAACGCCGUCAGCUGGAUGCUCCUUGGAAAAUUUACCUGCGAAAGGAAAUGUUUGCCACCUGGUUUGAUCCUUCGCUGGAUCCCAAGGCCACUCAGUUGAUAUACAAGCAAAUCCUAAAUGGUUUGAGGUGUGGAGAGUAUCGAUGUCGCUCAGAGAAGGAUAUAGCAAUGGUGUGUGCCCUGGCCAUCUUUAUAGAACACGGCCCGGGUGAGAUUAAUCGAUUGAAGCCCUCUGAGAUCACAGCCUUUGUGCCCAGCGAUCUCCUGGCUCCCGGCGAACGAGCCAUUGAGAACUGGAGUCGCCUGAUAGCAGCCACCUAUGAGAAGAGUUCCUAUGUGCGGCAGGAGCAGAAGGAGCUGCAGCUGGAGGCCCAGCAGAGAGCCAAGGAGGAUAUCUGCCUCUUUGCUCAUAUUUCCUGGCCAAUGCGGCACUCUCGUCUCUUCGAAGUGACCCGAAAGACGGGACCUAAACUCUCCAGCGAUGAACUGAUGUUGGGCAUCAAUUCAACUGGCCUCUUCCUCAUUGAUGAAACGGAACAGGUGCUGGCUUCCUGCAGUUUUGCUGAGCUACUUAAGGUUAACCUGGAGGCCAAUGAUGAGCUUCAUGUGCUCACCUUCCAGCAGGUUAAUUUUGUGCUGCAGUGCAGCAUGGCCCAGGAUGCCAAUAAGAUGAUAAACUAUAUGCUGGACAAUCUUCGUCAGCGUUCAAGCUAUGGAAUAGCUCUCGAUAAUGUGUCCAAGGACAGUGAUCAAGAGGACUGCCUCGUGCUUUCCCCCGGUGUAGUGGAGUUCGAGGCUGGUGUUACGGGUGCCCAAUUAAUGGCUGGAAAUGCUCAAGACCUCUACAGAGGCUGUGCCAAUGGGCAGUGGGGUCAAUUUGCAGCAGGAAAUGUACGAAUAGUGGCCACGCUUACAAAACCGAGUGAAAAAUUGCGGGACAUCUUCAAGAAUGGCAGAUUUGAAGAGCCUCCGAAACCGAUGCAAAGAGCGAAUAAUUUAAGACGUCGUCAACAUAAUAUAUCUCAGCUGGCUGAGACUCAAUUCAGGGAGCCAUUAGAAACCGAUAAGGCACCCCUUACGAAGUACUCGCCGGAACCACUGAAGGCUCCUCUGCUCAAAGCUGUGGUUAAGGCCCCAUUGUUCCAGCAAGCCCUGGUUAUCCACCAUCACAUACUCAAGUACAUGGGCGACAUUGCCAGGAGCAAUCUGCCGGUAAACACUGACCUCAUCUUCCAGCCUGCCCUGCAGCAUCCACUUCUCUGCGAUGAGCUCUAUUGCCAGCUAAUGAAACAGCUCAGUGAUAAUCCUUGUAGUGAGAGUGAAAAGCGGGGCUGGGACCUCCUCUACUUGGCCACCGGGUUGAUAGCUCCCAGUGUCCUGGUCAUGCGAGAGCUAAUUACUUUGCGCAUGCGUGCCGAUGCCUUGGCCGAUGCCUGCCUCAAGCGUUUGAAACGCUCCCUGGCCCAGGGUCAGCGGAAACAGGCACCGCAUCUCAUCGAGGUCGAGGGCAUACAGCAGCGGUGCCUCCAUUAUCACAAGAUUUAUUUCCCCGACGAUACAGUCGAGGCUUUUGAGAUCGAGUCCCAUACCCGAGGAGCUGAGCUUAUUGAGGAUAGCCAGCGUUUGGAGCUCAAGUCCCCCUUGGGCUAUAGUAUUUUUUUAAAGACCGGCGACAAGGUGUAUGCCAUGCCCGAGGAGGACUUUGUGUUCGAUUUCAUCACCCAAUUACUCUUUUGGCUGAGACAACAGAAGACCCUUCGUUCCAUGUCCGAUGGCCAUUACCAGUUGCAUUUUAUGCGCAAACUGUGGCUUAACAAUAUGCCAGGCGAGGAUCCGAAUGGAGAUUUGAUUUUCAGCUAUCCGCAGGAGUUGCACAAGUACCUGAAGGGUUAUUAUCCUAUCGAUUGCGAGCAGGCCUCGCUUUUGGCAGGACUUGUGUACAGUGCGGAUCAUGACGUCAGCUUGCAGAGACUACCGGAAGUGCUGCCCCGCUUGGUGCCGGAAGAUCUGAUUCCCCUGCAAACGGUGGCAGAGUGGAGACAACAAAUUCUGCCUAGACUUAACCGUGAUCAUUUGACAGAGGACCAAGCCAAGUUUCUAUUCCUCCAGGAAUUGUCCCAUUUCUCCUGCUUUGGCUCUACAUUUUUCUUGGUGAAACAACAAAACGAGGACACACUUCCCGAAACUCUGCUGAUUGCCAUAACAGCACUGCUUCAUCUAUUGGACCCUCAAACCAAGGAGAUCCUUCGCAGCUAUGAGUACUCUCAGCUGGGUAUUUGGAGCUCGGGUAAAAAUCAUUUCCACAUCCGGUUUGGCAACAUGAUUGGAGCCUCCAAGCUGCUGUGCAGCACCACCCAAGGCUACAAAAUGGACGACUUGCUCGCUUCGUAUGUGAAGUACUUUAAUGAAGAGAAGUAACCUAGGUUACCUAAUA
Molecule: messenger RNA, 6538 nt
Organism: Drosophila serrata
Lineage: Eukaryota; Metazoa; Arthropoda; Insecta; Diptera; Drosophilidae
Gene: Myo28B1
Product: Myosin 28B1
Cellular component (GO): cytoskeleton; myosin complex
Molecular function (GO): protein binding; cytoskeletal motor activity; ATP binding
Source: RefSeq, a predicted model, not a curated record